AUGUAUGCUCCCAGGAAUACUGUGAAGGUGGUUGCCUUGCUGGCUGGAGCUCCACUGGCUGGGAGCUGCCACAAAAUCUUUUUCCUUUACGUAAGGGACAGGGUGCGCAGUGCCCACUUCGUGGUGCUGCUGCAGCUGUCAGGAUUUAUUACUGCUGCUGGUGUGGGGAUGUUGGCAACACGUGGCAUGCUUCAGAGCACUCUUCUGCCUGGGACUGCCUGGGAGGGAAGCGGUCAGGCAGAUAAGGACUUUUCUGUUUGAAUACCAUCUUUGGAAAGCUGCAGAAGAUUCAGGUGAACUUAUGCUUCUCUGCCCCAGGUUUUGUGGCAUAGUAUGGAUUUGGCAUCAUCAAAACACAAUCACCUACAGAAUGAUCCAAUAGGACAAUCAGGAAGACAAGAAGGAGAAAAAGAAGAUGAACAGAUGGUUGCAGAAAUGAUGAAAAGGCGCUUUUUCCCUGCUCUUAUCACUCAUAAGGCCUGGGAAGGCUUUUACUUUGCUGGCCAUGAGAUAAGAAUUACAGAAGCCACUGAUUGUUACGGAGCAGUCGUCUGGCCAUCGGCCCUUGCUCUGUGUUAUUUUUUGGAAACUAAUUCUAAACAAUACAAUUUGGUUGACAAAAAUGUGAUUGAAAUUGGAGCUGGAACUGGGUUGGUCUCCAUAGUAGCCAGUUUACUGGGAGCACUGGUUACCGCCACGGAUUUGCCAGAACUUCUGGGAAACCUUCAACACAAUGUUCUCCACAAUACAAAGCUUAAAUCCAAGCACCAGCCUUGUGUUAAAGAGCUGUCUUGGGGAGUUGACUUAGAAAAGAACUUUCCUAGGUCCUCCUGUCACUUUGACUACAUUAUGGCCGCUGAUGUAGUUUACCACCAUCCUUUCCUUGACGAACUCCUCCUAACCUUCGAUCACUUGUGCAAGAAGGACACUGUUAUUCUUUGGGCUAUGAAAUUUAGAUUGGAGAAAGAAAACCAAUUUGUGGGCAGAUUUCAGGCACUGUUUGACUUGGAGGUGAUCUCUAAUUUCCCCAGUUUGAACAUAACCUUGUUUAAGGCAAUGAGGAAGGGCAGGAUGAAAGGCAAACCUUCCAAACCAGCAGUCUGAAAACAAGGUACAAAGACAUGAUAGCUUCAGUUCUUCUGCAGCUUGUUUUCUUUUGAAUAAUGUUUGUAUUAGUAAAUGCUAACAUCUGCAUGAGUAACAUUUUUUGAGAAAUCAAAAAAAAAACUGGCUGGACAUAUGAGGAGGAAGUUGCUCAGCAUGAGAGUGGUGAGAGCCUGGAAUGGGUUGCCCAGGGAGGUGGUUGAGGUCCCAUCCCUGAAGGUGUUUAAGGCCAGGCUGGGUGAGGCUCUGGGCAGCCUGA
This is a messenger RNA of Pogoniulus pusillus (Red-fronted tinkerbird), 1363 nucleotides long. RefSeq names its product protein-lysine methyltransferase METTL21E-like. Gene Ontology annotation, biological process: peptidyl-lysine methylation. The record is from RefSeq and is a predicted model, not a curated record. NCBI's taxonomy places the organism in Eukaryota, Metazoa, Chordata, Aves, Piciformes, Lybiidae. Gene Ontology annotation, molecular function: protein-lysine N-methyltransferase activity. Gene Ontology annotation, cellular component: cytosol; cytoplasm. The transcript is spliced from 6 exons.